ACAUCAACUCAUCGUGAGGGAACCAUCCUGAGUAUCUCCAAACUCUGACAGAAGAUGGACCAGAGACUCACCUCCACCAUCCUAGCUCUGCUGCUGAGCCUCUCACAGGCACAUCCCCUCGUGGACCUUGGAAGUGAAGCGGAUGAUUCUCCACUGAUUUCUAUCCAAACAGAGGAUCCUGAUGAUGUGGAUAUCACUACAAACAUUCUACAAUCCAACAAUGGGUCCAGCGAGAUACUGAUGGAGGGAGACCUGAUUGUAUCAAACACCAGAAAUGCCAUGAAGUGCUGGAAUAACCAAUGCUUAUGGAGGAAAUCCUCAGAUGGACUUGUUGAAGUGGCUUACACUGUGAGCAAUGAAUUCUCAUAUUAUCAGAAGAAGCGGAUUGAAAAUGCCAUGAAGACCUUCAACACAGAAACCUGCAUUCGCUUUGUUCCCCGGUCGAGUCAGAGAGACUUCAUCAGUAUUGAGAGCAGAGAUGGCUGUUACUCCUAUCUGGGGAGAACUGGUGGCAAGCAGGUAGUGUCUCUGGCCAGAUAUGGUUGUGUUUACCAUGGUAUCAUUCAGCAUGAGCUGAACCAUGCGCUGGGUUUCUAUCAUGAGCACACAAGGAGCGACCGGGACGAAUACGUCAGGAUCAACUGGGAGAAUGUUGCACCACACACCAUCUACAACUUUCAGACACAAGACACUAAUAAUCUAAAUACUCCAUAUGACUACACUUCUAUCAUGCAUUAUGGAAGAACUGCUUUCUCAACCAAUGGAAUGGACACUAUAACUCCCGUACCCAACCCAAACCAAUCUAUUGGACAGAGGAGAAGUAUGUCCAGGGGGGAUAUUCUGAGGAUCAACAAGCUGUACAGCUGCUAAAAUAAAUACUUGGAGACUGAAGGUGCCGGACUACUGGAGCAGAAUAUGAAAUCAUAAAUCACAAUAUUCUUGCCAGAAGAAAUGCAGAACAUUCACGCCUGCAAAAAUCCUUUGUUCUGUUUAUCACAGUUAUUGUAAC
This is a messenger RNA of Anguilla anguilla (European eel), 1009 nucleotides long. RefSeq names its product high choriolytic enzyme 1-like. Gene Ontology annotation, biological process: proteolysis. Bases 55 to 870 code for a protein of 271 amino acids. The transcript is spliced from 9 exons. NCBI's taxonomy places the organism in Eukaryota, Metazoa, Chordata, Actinopteri, Anguilliformes, Anguillidae. The record is from RefSeq and is a predicted model, not a curated record. Gene Ontology annotation, molecular function: metalloendopeptidase activity; zinc ion binding.